GCCACUCUGCUCCACAACUCUCCAUGGUACUCUUUGGGCCUCAAGGCCAGGAGGGGGUGUGGGGGUGAGGAACGAUCGUCAGAACCAUAGAGUACUCCGCCAGCCUCACAGAGGAAGAGAGAGCGGCCUCCAAAUGCCCGGGUGCUAGAGGCGGCUGGGGCGGAGGCGGUCGCACAAAAGGAGUCACGGGAGGCGACUCCAGCCGCUGGUCGACCAUAGAGGUGAGGCUCCCGCCCGCGCAGGGCCGGGAGGACCAUAAGCAUGACGAUGCUCCAUCCUAAGCCUUGCAGGUUACAAAACGGCUUUCUCAUUUGCUGGCACUUGUGAUUCCCGCUCCCGCCCAACGAUGUGGACGCUGUCUGUCAUCGCCUCCACUUUACAGAUAGAAAAGCUGAGGCCCCGAGAAGCGAGGGGACUGUAUCUGUCCAAGGCCACGCGUACCCGUGCCCCGAGGAUAAGUUCAUUUCUUCUCUUGUGCCCACUUAUGUCCCACCUCACUCCGCCUUCCAGCGACUCAAUCUAGACGACACCGCGUCCUCCUUGGCUCCCCCCUAAGCACGUAAGAGGACAUAGCACACAAGUUGGUGGUGAUGACAGACCCUGUGUUGGACUCACAGCCAGCCAACAGCACUGGGGAGAUGGAUGGACUGUGCCCUGAGCUAUUGCUGAUCCCCCGACCUCUCUCUAACCGUGGACUCCUAGAGCCUGUCCAGAGCCCCUGUCCUUCUGGGAGCCCUCCACCUUUGCCUGCUGACCCAGGCUGCCUGCUGGUAGAAACCACAGCAACUGAAGAGGACACAGAGAACAUGGAGAUCAUUGUGGAAGCAGUAGCUGGAAACCUGUCCCCAGGUGCUCCUGGAGAGACCCCAGGUGUCCUGGUAAAGGUGGUGGAGGUGUACUUCUGUGAGCGCUGUGAGCAGAGCUUCGCAGAGCCCACUCUGCUGUCCCUGCACCAGUGCACUGAGACCGUUAUACAGCCUGUGCAGGGCCUUGCUAGCCCCCCCUGCUCUGUAGAGCUGCCCCCCAGCAACCUCACUCUCCCUGGCCCUCUGCAGGGCCAGAGCCCACCAGAUAGCCCCCUGCCAUGCCCUGUGUGUAGACAGGAGUUUGCCCAGCCCCAGGCCCUGAAGAGCCACUUCAAGAUUCACCGGGGCACUCCAGAUGCCUUCUCCUGCCCAGAGUCUGGCUGUGUGUUCUCUGCUCAAGAUCGCAAGGGUCUACAGCACCACCUGAGGCAGACCCACAGAGCGCUUCCCGUGCCCUGUUCUUUCCGGGGCUGCCCCCUGCUCUUCGGGAGCCAGCAGGGCAUGGAGCUGCACCGGCAGGGCCAUUACCCUUUCCACUGCAACCACUGCAGCUUCGUGGGCUCCAACAUCAAACUCUUCCGGCAGCAUCAGCGGAGUCACGGGGCCGGGACACAGGGAGAACUGUCUGCUGUUCAGGGUCUUCCAUCGCAGGAGCUGCUGCCAGCUCUCAGAGUGUCCCCAGGAGAGGGAGAGCCUUCAGAGGAAGUAGGAGCACCCUUGCCUGGGCAGGAGUCAGCUGAAGAGGAGGAAAUAGAGGAAGAAGAGGACAGUGGCAGCCAGAACUCCCAGAAAGCCCUGGAGAAAGGCCAGGGGGCUCAGCGGUUGGAGGGAGCUGUGGCUUCUGGCACCGAGUCCCUCUUCAAGACCCACAUGUGUCCAGAAUGCAAGCGCUGCUUCAAGAAGCGGACCCAUCUGGUGGAGCAUCUACACCUCCACUUCCCAGACCCCAGUCUCCAGUGCCCCAACUGCCAAAAGUUCUUCACCAGUAAGAGCAAGCUCAAGACCCACCUGCUGCGGGAGCUGGGCCAAAAGGCCCACCGCUGCCCACUGUGCCACUACAGUGCAGUGGAGAGGAAUGCCCUCAACCGCCACAUGGCCAGCAUGCAUGAGGAUAUUUCCAACUUCUACUCAGAUACCUAUGCCUGUCCUGUCUGCCGGGAGGAGUUCCGCCUCAGCCAGGCCCUUAAGGAGCACCUCAAGAGCCACACCGCAGCAGCUGCGGCCGAGCCGCUGCCCCUUCGCUGCUUUCAGGAGGGCUGUAGCUACACGGCACCCGACCGCAAGGCCUUCGUAAAGCAUCUGAAGGAGACCCACGGUGUGCGGGCCGUGGAGUGCCGCCAUCACUCGUGUCCCAUGCUCUUCGCCACAGCAGAAGCCAUGGAGGCCCACCACAAAAGCCACUAUGCCUUCCACUGCCCCCACUGUGACUUCGCCUGCUCCAACAAGCACCUGUUCCGUAAACAUAAGAAGCAGGGCCACCCUGGCAGUGAAGAGCUGCGCUGCACCUUCUGCCCCUUUGCCACCUUCAACCCGGUGGCCUACCAGGACCACGUGGGCAAGAUGCAUGCUCACGAGAAGAUCCAUCAGUGCCCUGAGUGCAGCUUUGCUACUGCCCACAAGAGGGUGCUUAUCCGCCACAUGCUGCUGCAUACCGGCGAGAAGCCGCACAAGUGUGAGCUGUGUGACUUCACGUGUCGAGACGUGAGCUACCUGUCCAAGCACAUGCUGACCCACUCUAACACCAAGGAUUACAUGUGCACCGAAUGCGGCUACGUCACCAAGUGGAAGCACUACCUCAGCGUGCACAUGCGGAAACACGCGGGCGACCUCAGAUACCAGUGCAACCAGUGCUCCUAUCGCUGCCACCGGGCUGAUCAGCUGAGCAGCCACAAGCUGCGGCACCAGGGCAAGUCCCUGAUGUGCGAGGUGUGCGCCUUCGCUUGCAAGCGGAAGUACGAGCUGCAGAAGCACAUGGCUGCCCAGCACCACCCCGGCACGGCCGCCCCACUCUACCCCUGCCGCUAUUGCAGCUACCAGAGCCGCCACAAGCAGGCCCUGCUGAGCCAUGAGAACUGCAAGCACACCCGCCUCCGAGAGUUCCACUGUGCCCUCUGCGACUAUCGCACCUUCAGCAACACCGCCCUCUUCUUCCACAAGCGCAAAGCCCACGGCUACGUGCCCGGGGACCAGGUCUGGCAGCUUCGCCAUGCCAGCCAGGAGCCAGAGGGAGCCGGGCAGUGCCCAACACCCCCACCAGACUCAGAGCCCUCAAGUCAGCUGUCUGCCCAGCCUGAGGGGCCGGACCAUGACCCAGGGACGGUGGUGGACCCCGGCUUGGAUCAGGCCCCGCCAGAGACCAGUGAGGAGGACAGUGCUGGGAAACAGGACGGCGGUGAGGUUCCCCAGGGGCAUGACCUAGUUGGCAGCCCCAGUCCGGCGGAGGUAGAUGAGGGAGGCUGCACGCUACACCUAGAGGCCCUGGGAGUGGAGCUGGAGCCUGUGGCCAACCCGCCCCUUGAGGAGAUCACCGAAACAGCUCCUGUGGAGUUCAGUGCCCUGGAUCCCUCAGGGCCUCUGAGACUGGAAGGGCCAGAUGGAACUUUGACAGAGCUGUCUACCUUUGAAGGUGCUGGAGCUUCCGGCUUGGGUGCUGAAGAGUCCAUUCUGGAAAAGCCGGUCUCUGAGCCCCCUAUAAAUCCCCCUUCCUCAGAGGAGCCCCCUAACAGCUGGGUGGGAACCUUCAAGGCAAAUCCACCCACUGAGACAGCACCCCUGCCCCAGUUCCCUGAAUCAGAGUCAUUACUCAAGGCCCUAAGGAGGCAGGACAAAGAACAGGCAGAGGCGCUGGUGCUGGAGGGGCGGGUUCAGAUGGUAGUGAUACAGGGAGAGGGGCGGGCUUUCCGCUGCCCACACUGCCCUUUCAUCACCCGCCGGGAGAAGGCCCUGAGUCUGCACUCCAGGACUGGGUGCCAGGGCCACCGAGAGCCCCUCCUCUGCCCUGAGUGUGGAACCAGCUUCAAGCAACAGCGUGGCCUCAGCACCCAUCUGCUGAAGAAGUGCCCUGUCCUCCUCAGAAAGAACAAGGGCUUGCCCAGACCAGAUCCACCCAUCCCUCUGCAUCCUCGGCCCCCGGGCACACUGGCCUCAGAGGAUGCAGCAGGUGGGAAGCCCCCACCUGCACCAUUAGAAGUAGAGAUCAUGCUCCCAAAAGAUGCUCCUUCCAAGCUUCCUGGGGAGCCAGAAAACAGAGAGGAGCCUGUUGCCACACUCUCCGGCUCCACAGUCCCUCCUGCAGAAGACUCCUCGCCCACAGAGGCCCCUGAGAAGUUCCACUUUGAGCAGGGCAAGUUUCACUGCAACUCAUGCAUGUUCCUUUGCUCUCGGCUUUCCUCCAUUACCUCUCACGUGGCUGAAGGCUGCCGGGGCGGACGUGGCGGGGGAGGAAAGCGAGGCGCCUCCCAGACCCAGCCUGUUGUGUCCCUGCUGAGCAGCAGGGACUCUGCUCCCCCGAGCAGUGGGAGUGCAGAGCGCAGCCCUGGUGAUGGGAAUGCAGCUCUGGUUCCAAAGCAGAAGGGGGCUCGCUUCUCCUGCCCCACGUGUCCCUUCAGCUGCCAGCAGGAGCGGGCCCUGAGGACUCACCAGGCCCGGGGCUGCCCCCUUGAGCAGUCUGGAGAGCUGCGCUGUGGCCUCUGCCCAUUCACCGCUCCUGCUGCUGCUGCCCUGAGGCUCCACCAGAAGCGGAGGCACCCUGCCGCAGCCCAUGGCCCCCGGCCCCCUCUUCAGUGUGGGGACUGCGGCUUCACCUGUAAACAGAGCCGGUGCCUACAGCAGCACCGGCGGCUGAAGCAUGAGGGGGUGAAGCCACAUCAGUGCCCUUUCUGUGACUUUUCCACCACCAGACGGUACCGGUUAGAGGCUCACCAGUCCCGACACACAGGUGUUGGCCGCAUCCCCUGCAGCUCCUGUCCCCAGACAUUUGGUACCAACUCAAAACUGCGCUUGCACCGGUUGAGGGUACACGACAAAACACCCACCCACUUCUGUCCACUUUGUGACUAUAGUGGCUACCUUCGCCAUGACAUCACUCGCCACGUUAACAGUUGCCACCAGGGCACCCCAGCCUUUGCCUGCCCCCAGUGUGAGGCCCAGUUCAGCUCCGAGACAGCACUCAAACAGCAUGCUCUGCGCCGGCAUCCCGAGCCUACGCCCCCUGUCCCUGGCUCUCCCACGGAGGCCACUGAGGGCCCCCUGCACUGCUCCCGCUGUGGGCUACUGUUCCCCAGCCCUGCCAGCCUGCGAGGGCACACCCGGAAACAGCACCCACGGCUCGAAUGUGGGGCCUGUCAGGAGGCCUUCCCCAGCCGGCCGGCAUUGGACGAGCACCGAAGGCAGCAGCAUUUCAGCCACCGCUGCCAGCUCUGUGACUUUGCUGCCCGGGAACGGGUGGGCCUGGUGAAGCACUACUUGGAACAGCACGAGGAGACUUCAGCAGCGGCAUCCUCAGCUGGGGAUGCUGGCCAGCCCCCUCUGCGCUGCCCUUUUUGUGACUUUGCGUGCCGCCAUCAGCUGGUGCUAGAUCACCACGUGAAAGGGCACGGGGGCACCCGGCUCUACAAGUGUACUGACUGUGCUUACAGCACCAAGAACCGGCAAAAGAUCACCUGGCACAGCCGCGUCCACACUGGGGAAAAGCCCUACCACUGUCACCUCUGUCCCUAUGCCUGUGCUGACCCCUCUCGCCUCAAGUACCAUAUGCGGAUUCACAAGGAGGAGCGGAAGUAUCUGUGCCCUGACUGUGGCUACAAGUGCAAGUGGGUCAACCAGCUCAAGUACCACAUGACCAAGCACACAGGACUGAAGCCAUACCAGUGUCCCGAGUGUGAGUACUGCACGAACAGGGCCGACGCACUGCGCGUGCACCAGGAGACGCGGCACCGGGAAGCACGGGCCUUCAUGUGUGAGCAGUGCGGCAAGGCCUUCAAGACACGCUUCCUGCUGCGCACCCACCUCCGCAAGCACAGCGAGGCCAAGCCCUACGUGUGCAACGUGUGCCACCGUGCUUUCCGCUGGGCCGCUGGCCUGCGCCAUCACGCCCUCACCCACACUGACCGCCACCCUUUCUUCUGCCGUCUCUGCAGCUACAAGGCCAAGCAGAAAUUUCAGGUGGUCAAGCAUGUGCGCAGGCACCACCCUGACCAGGCUGACCCAAACCAAGGCGUGGGCAAGGACCCCACCACGCCCACGGUGCACCUACAUGACGUGCAGUUGGAGGAUCCCGGCCCCCCUGCUCCUGCUGCUCCCCCCACUGGACCUGAGGGCUGAGGGCCUCCCCCACCGCCCGACAAGAAGAGGGUGUGGGCCCAGGUGUGCAGACUGGACCCAGAGCUAGCCUGAGGAGCUCAGGGCCAGAGGAAAGGCUUGGCUUCAGGGUGUCAGAGAGGCUGGAACCCUCCUGGGACUCUGGCUGUAGUACUUGGAAGUUGAUAUAAAAGAAAGACCUGGACCACAGAUUGACUUCUGUUGAGGCACAUUGUGUUUUUAACCCGUGAGUUCCUAAUCUCUUCACCAUCACUCCACCAGAGUCCCUGGCUAUAAGAUCGUGGUUUACCCAUUUCAUCUUCUCUUUCCUUCUUACUACGUCAAGUCCUAUUUUCUUUCAGUAUCCUCAGAACAGUUGUAUCUAACUGCAUGUGCUGUUGUGCCCACUGCUCUAUAAAGCAUGGUUAAAUGAUUAGUAGCUUAUAUAGACUCGUCCAAGUCCCUGACCUAACAAUGCCAGGCUGUCAUCUCAGUCUGCCCUGUCCCCUCUCAGGCCUCUGUCUCUCCUUUGUCUCCUUCCAUCUUCACUGAGUGAUUGAUUCUGAAACGCCCAGGCCUGCCUUCUCUCUGUUCUCAAGCCUGAAUCAGCCCUUGCCCUGCUCCCUAUUUCUGAGUCCCUUUGUCUACCUGUAGAGGGAGGAUUGCCACCCACUAAGCCUCCUCGUGGAAGCAGCUUUAAUUCGGCACCAUCCUGACUGGCUCAGCUGCUGCACUAGAGUUAAAGCACAAGGAUAGGGUGAAAGACAGACAACUGGGAAGGUAAAUCUCUAACCCAGGAUUCUGUCAGUGCCUCACAGUGACUGUAUAAUUAAUCAUCUAAACUGGGACACACUGGGAAAAUUGAAGAGGGUACUAUUAAUAAUUAUGCUGAGACACCAGACAUAAACCCGGACUAUUCCAGGCAUACUCUUUAGGAGGGCUGGGAUCACAUAACUCUUUGUCUCCUCGUUUUGCCCUGUCCCUUAGAAGCCAUACUUGCAGUAAGUGCAGGGGGGGCCCUGGAAACCCUAUUUUUCCACCUUUUCCCUAUCCCAAAUGUCCCCCAACCCUCAUAUCUCCCCUUCUUGCCCAACAAUGAGAGACUGUACUCAAGCCAAAUUGAGAGAGAAGCUCUAUUUAUACCAGAGGGGCUAGGGAGCAGCAGUCCAGUGGAGACUCUGAGGGCUGUGUAGUGUUCUCUUGACAGUCGUAAUACAGUCUUGGGGUCAGAUCUCCUUCCCCAGCCUUUGCCUGGGGAGCCUUGGGGCUUGAUUUGUCCUUCCCUUGGCUCUGGACUUUGAGGAAGUUAGAGGUGGAGGAGAUAGUGCCUCUGAGGGUUUGUCUGCCCCAAGCCCUUCUCUGGAUUUCUAGUUGCAGUCUGCCUUUGAGCCAGAGUUGGUGUGAAAGUGUAGUCCUAGAUCUGGGUAUGGUAUUGAACCUAUAGCAAGAGGAAGGAAGGAAGGAAUUCCAGUGUAGAGUGUGCAGAGGGUAAGGACAGGAACGAUACCAAAGGCUGGUGAAAACGAAGAAAGGGAAAAGAAAGAAAGUGAAAAAUCAGGUCCUAGAUUUGCUUGUCAGGAAGGAUGAAGUAAUUUUGUGCCUAGGAAUGCACAGUCCAAAGCUUGGUUUUCACCACCUCUGUUUGCUUUCUGGAGCAUCCUUCCAGGCUUUUCUUACCGUCUAAAGCCGAUGUACCCACUCUUCCCGUGAAGUACCCACCUUAAGAUUCAACCCCCUCUAGCCCUUCCCGGGUGCAGAUGUGCACGAAGAUGGAGGCUGGGUGGAGGCUGAUGCCAUCCUUGGAGAGCAAGUGUAUAUGGCGGUAACCUGGAAAGGGCGGCGGGGGACGGUAUUAGGAAGGCAGCCCAGAGCUGGGGUGCGGGCCAGGGGUGGGAGGACUGGCUCACCUUGUUGCAUGCAGUUCCAAGGCAGGGUGUACUGACCAAUGAAAUCGUUUCGGGAUUUCCAGUCAUAGUCUUUUACCACAAAACGCAGCAGGGCCAGUUCAGGUACCAGGACCCGGAAGCACAGUGUCUGCCCCCAGUAUGGAUUAAAACCUGAGUGGGGGAGGGUAAGUGAGGGAAGAAAUGAAGGAACAGACAUUGUUGACCAUGUUGGGUUGCUUUCCCCAUGUUCUCUCGCUUAAUUUUCAUAGCAUUUUACAAGUGAGGAGAUUGAGUGGGUAAGCAGUUUGCUUAGUCACUGGAGCUUGUAAGUGAGAGGCCUGGCUUCAGACCCAAGAUGUCCAAGUCCUUAUUCUUUGUCCGGUUCCACACUGCCUCCCAUGAAGGUGGCGGGAGGGGUGAUGGACUGUGCUUAAUGGAGGGCUGGAUGGUAGGAAAACAACAGCCAUGCUCCGCCCACUUUCCCCCAGCACUGCCCAGUCUCACCGUUGUUCUCCACGUAGCUGGUCUCUUGCCGGGUUGUGUCUUGGCGGACGCCAAAGAUCUCCACUCUUACCAGUGGAUCCACAAUGGACUCCUCUUUGGUCUUGUCCACUUUGGGGAGUUGCUGCCCACUGAUUACCUGCAACCAGAGCUCUGGAACCUCACUAGUUCCUGCUCAGCCCAGCCCCCGUCCAGCUCUCACACCCUUGCAGGGGAGACACAGGACCUUGCACUAUAGCUUUGGGGUUUGCAAAGCUAAUUCUCAUGGGUAAUACAUUCUAGUACCUCACCUGCUAUUUAAAAUGCAUCCAAGUAGAAAUUUAGCAAGGUUUGAAAGUAGGUAUUUUAUGACAGCAGCCCUUCUAUAGCGCUUACUAUGCCCUAGGCACUGUUGUAAGCACUUCAGGUUAACUAAUCACAACAGCCCUGAGAGGUAGGCAGUAUUGUUACCCCAAUUUUGCAGGUGAGUAGACUAAGGUUAAGGAGUUUGCCUAACGUUACACAACUAGUAAAUGGGUUUGAACCUAGGCAACUGGCUCCAAAGUCCAUGCUGCCUCAUGAGGAACUUUUCCCCCAUUACACUCCUGUCAGUCCUAGCCACCCACCCCUCACCCCUUCCACCCACCACCCUCCCUGGCUUCUAUCCCAGUGAUCCCAGUUUCUUCCCAAUGGUUUCUCUUUCCAUUAUACCUGGAUUAGGAGGGUCUGGGCUUUGAACGGACUGAUGGGCCUCUCAGGGUGGAAGGAACUCUGGGCGUCACGCAGGAAGUCUGGCUUCAGCACGUAGCCGGAGCCAGCAUUCUGACGGAAGAGCCCAUCACACAGGUCCAUCUCAAGCCCCGCAGUCUGCAUAUUCAGAGCCACUGAGGGCCCAGGGAGAAAAGGAAAGAUUCACCGUGGGGGCCAUCCAGCCCAUCUUUCAUGGAGCUAGACAGACAUAUUGGGUGUAAAAGGGCUGCAGGGAACACGAUGGAGAGCAUCUUUCUCAGCCUAGCCCUCCUCUCGGAGCACUCCCUGGCCCCGUUGCCACCCAGGGACUUACUUCCCACCCAUAGCUCUUCCACUCGCUCUUCCCUGUCCCUACUGCCCCCUCACCCAUCUGGCAGCCUGCAUUCCAGAACUCCUGGGGGUUGUAGUUGGAUGAAUCUGUCCUCAGGCCACUGGGAUAUACACGGCUUAACUGCCAGGUAUUGUGCAGCACAAACUCAUUGCCUGCAAAGAGGGUGUGGGUAGGGAGAUGGUAGUGGGUGGGGUGGAUCCUCCCACUUCCCUGGUCUCAAGGACCCUGCCCACCCAAUUCAUUCUUUGCAGCAUCUCCUAAGGCUAUGCCUAUCUCUCUUCCAUGCAGACCAUCUCCCACACCUGUCUUACUCCUAGAGCCUUGAGCCCACUGUUAAUACUCCGAUCCCCGUACCUGGUCUGAGGAGUUCCUUGGCUCCACCAUCCCUCCUUAGCUCCCUCAUCCUCUUGGGACUCAUCUGCCUGCCCAUCAGACCUGACUCUAACCCAUCCCAGUUCCUUCCGUGUCCCUCCCUUUUGGUCCUGACCAGCCUCCUUGAUGAGGCUCUUGGCCUUGGCUUCAGAGAAAGAUGAUGUUUCAUAGAAGCGGUAGUGCUCCCUCGAAUGAGUGAAGCUGUAGAAUGUGACAGCCUUCAAGUAGACGACCAGGGCAGAGAGGGAUGGACAUAAGAUGGGCUUGGAUUUCUGGAAAAGGAGAAAGUAGAGAGGAAGAUGGAAUUGAACCAUUAGCAAUCUGAGAGGGAAGAAGCCAAUGGCCAAGAUCUGAACUUCUCCACCCAACAUAAGGCUCUGCCCACUGCCUCCCCACUGUAUUCUCCCUCCUGCCUCACCUGCUUUGGAAAGAGAAGCAACCCAGGCUUGGAAAUAGGAGCCUGGGACAUAAUCUUACAACACAUAGGCGGACACAACAGUGCGCACAUCACAACCUGAGGAUGGGAAUGGCAAUAAAGGCAGUCUAUGUAUACUGAUGGGAUCAGUUUCAGCCUCUGGGCUUGAAGGAUUACUUUGUAAGUAACAGGUUUUUAAUUUAUUAUUAUUAUUAUUAAACAGAUGUCAUACUCCCUA
Globicephala melas (long-finned pilot whale) is the source of this 10576-nucleotide messenger RNA. It is a transcript of the gene ZNF142, whose product is annotated as zinc finger protein 142. Gene Ontology annotation, cellular component: nucleus. Gene Ontology annotation, molecular function: DNA-binding transcription activator activity, RNA polymerase II-specific; RNA polymerase II cis-regulatory region sequence-specific DNA binding. Lineage: Eukaryota; Metazoa; Chordata; Mammalia; Artiodactyla; Delphinidae. Gene Ontology annotation, biological process: regulation of transcription by RNA polymerase II. The record is from RefSeq and is a predicted model, not a curated record.